AUGGCGAUGAAUCUCGACAUGUCGCAAGCCCAGGUGAUGAAGGACGAGUCCGGGCGCCCAUUCAUCAUUGUCAGAGACCAAGGCAAGAAGAAGAGGCAGCACGGCAACGACGCGGUCAAAUCGCACAUUCUGGCCGCCCAGACAGUCGCCAACCUCGUCAAGACAUCGCUGGGACCGCGCGGACUGGACAAGAUCCUCAUCUCCCCCGACGGCGACAUCACCGUGACCAACGACGGCGCCACCAUCCUCUCGCAGAUGGAAAUCUCCAACCACGUCGCAAAACUGCUCGUCGAGCUGUCCAAGUCGCAGGACGACGAGAUCGGUGACGGCACAACCGGCGUCGUCGUCCUGGCCGGCGCGCUGCUCGGUCAGGCUGCAGACCUCAUCGACAAGGGCAUCCACCCCAUCCGAAUAGCCGACGGCUACGACCAGGCCUGCGAGGUGGCCGUCGCCCGCCUCGACGAGAUCAGCGACGAGAUCCACUUCGCAAAGGACAACACCGAGGAGCUCUUCCGCGUCGCCAAGACGAGCCUGGGCAGCAAGAUUGUCUCAAAGGCACACGACCAGUUCGCCAACAUCGCCGUCGACGCCGUCCUGUCCGUCGCCGACUUUGAGCGCAAGGACGUCGACUUUGAGCUCAUCAAGGUCGACGGCAAGGUCGGUGGCUCGCUCGAGGACACACUGCUCGUCAAGGGCGUCAUAAUAGACAAGGACUUCUCCCACCCCCAGAUGCCCUCCGAGGUCAAGGACGCAAAGCUCGCCAUCCUCACAUGCGCCUUUGAGCCCCCCAAGCCCAAGACCAAGCACAAGCUCGACAUCACCUCAGUCGACGAGUUCAAGAAGUUGCAGGACUACGAGGCCAACAAGUUCACCGAGAUGAUCGACCAGAUCAAGGACACGGGCGCCAACGUCGUCAUCUGCCAGUGGGGCUUCGACGACGAGGCUAACCACCUGCUCCUCACAAACAAGCUGCCCGCCGUGCGAUGGGUAGGCGGGCCCGAGAUUGAGCUCAUUGCCAUUGCGACCAAUGGACGCAUCGUACCCCGCUUCGAGGACCUCAGCGCUGAGAAGCUGGGCAAGGCCGGCAUCGUCCGCGAACUCACCUUCGGAACAACAAGAGACAAGAUGCUCGUCAUCGAGGAGUGCGCCAACACCAGGGCCGUCACCGUCUUCGUCCGCGGCAGCAACAAGAUGAUCAUCGACGAGGCCAAGCGCUCGCUGCACGACGCUCUCUGCGUCGUCCGAAACCUGGUACGAGACAACCGCAUCGUCUACGGUGGCGGUGCCGCUGAGAUUGCAUGUUCGCUGGCUGUCGAGGACGCCGCCGUCAAGAGCCCCGGCCUCGAGCAAUACGCCAUGCGCGCCUUCGCCGAUGCGCUCGACAACGUACCCAUGGCCUUGGCCGAGAACUCGGGUCUCAGCCCCAUUGAGACGCUCGCCAACAUCAAGUCACGACAAGCCAAGGAGAAGAACACAAGGUUAGGCGUCGACUGCAUGCAGACGGGAAGCAACGACAUGAAGGAGCACUUCGUCAUCGACCCCUUGAUCUCAAAGAGGCAACAACUGCUGCUCGCCACCCAGCUGUGCAGAAUGGUACUCAAGAUCAACAACGUGAUCAUUGCUGGCGGCGAAGAUCAGGACUACUAA
Ascochyta rabiei is the source of this 1647-nucleotide messenger RNA. Its product is annotated as T-complex protein 1 subunit epsilon. Gene Ontology annotation, molecular function: ATP-dependent protein folding chaperone; ATP binding; ATP hydrolysis activity. The record is from RefSeq and is a predicted model, not a curated record. Gene Ontology annotation, cellular component: chaperonin-containing T-complex. Lineage: Eukaryota; Fungi; Ascomycota; Dothideomycetes; Pleosporales; Didymellaceae. Gene Ontology annotation, biological process: protein folding. The coding region runs from base 1 to 1647 and encodes 548 amino acids. The transcript is spliced from 7 exons.